Molecule: messenger RNA, 1363 nt
Organism: Hibiscus syriacus
Lineage: Eukaryota; Viridiplantae; Streptophyta; Magnoliopsida; Malvales; Malvaceae
Product: membrane-associated 30 kDa protein, chloroplastic-like
Exons: 11
Coding region: 82-1086 (334 amino acids)
Biological process (GO): thylakoid membrane organization
Cellular component (GO): chloroplast
Source: RefSeq, a predicted model, not a curated record
CUUCCAUUUCUAUUAAAUACAAUAUUUUCUUAUUUUCUCACAGCGAUAAAGAUUUCAAUUUUUCUUUCCGUCAAUCCUACGAUGUCUGUAAAGUCUCACAUAAUUACAGGAUUUAUCAAUCCUUUGAAACCCACUGCUUCAUCUUCAAGCUCUGGGAGUAGUAGCGGCCUCUCUUUAGUUAAGAAACCACUCACUUCUUCCUUUUUCAAUGGCGGAGUGGCUGACCUAAAAGUUACAAGCAUAAGGAUCCUUCCGGGAAGAUCUCCUUGUCAUAGACAAGGUGGAGGUGCUCUUGGUACGCGCAUGAACCUUUUUGAUCGGUUUGCUAGAGUUGUUAAGUCAUAUGCAAAUUCAAUCUUAAGUUCCGUUGAAGACCCUGAGAAAAUUUUAGAUCAAGCUGUGCUUGAAAUGAAUGAUGACUUAGUGAAGAUGAGACAGGCCACUGCACAAGUAUUAGCGUCUCAAAAGCGGUUGGAAAACAAGUGCAAUGCUGCACAACAGGCUUCUGAAGAGUGGUACCGCAAAGCGCAGUUGGCUCUGCAGAAAGGAGAAGAGGAUCUUGCACGUGAAGCCCUCAAGCGGCGCAAAUCUUUUGCUGAUAAUGCUAAUUCAUUGAAAGCUCAGCUUGAUCAACAAAAAAGUGUUGUUGAUAAUCUUGUCUCUAACACACGACUUUUGGAGAGCAAAAUACAAGAAGCAAAGUCGAAGAAAGAUACUUUGAAAGCUCGUGCUCAGUCUGCAAGAACUGCAACUAAAGUCAAUGAGAUGGUGGGAGAUGUCAACACUGGCAGUGCAUUAGCAGCUUUUGAGAAGAUGGAAGAGAAAGUUAUGGCUAUGGAGUCUGAAGCAGAAGCUCUUGGCCAGUUGACCACCGAUGAUCUUGAAGGAAUGUUUGCAUUACUUGAGAGCACAUCUGUUGAUGAUGAUCUUGCAAAAAUGAAAAGGGAACUCUCUGGCAGCUCACAGAAAGGAGAGCUUCCGCCUGGAAGAACUGGUUCUACUAGCACAAGCAAGGCAUUUCCGUAUCAAGACGCCGAAAUUGAGAUGGAGCUCAAUGAGCUGAGGAAAAAGGCAAAAGACUUUUAAAGUUCCUGAUAUGGAUGCCAAAAUGACGGUAUUUUCUUACCAACAAUUUACUGUAUCGAGCUAGAUUCCAAAUAGAUGAUAUGUAUAGCUACAGUCCAGUCCAAACCCAACCAACUAUAGCAAAUUUUGGAUGGUUAUGUACAUACUUUUAUGUAUUUACAUUAAAUGAUCAUUGUCAUGCAUGUUGCACUUAUCCUAAUGUUCACCAGCGGCAACAUCCCAUGCUUUUGGACCAUGUAUUCAAAUAGCUUGCUAAUGUACAAAUAGUCUCUGUCAA